AUGAGGAUUCCGCCGCCAGAAGUCAUUCUCAGUUGGCCAACACCACGUUACGACAACCCCGAAACGAGAGGCCCGGCCAACGAGAUCAUUGCUCUUAUCCUCCUGGCUAUUGCUACGACAAUCAUCGCCAUCCGGACAUACACCCGAAAACAUAUUACCAAUGGAUUUGGAUGGGAUGAUAUCCUCGUCAUCUUGGCGUUUAUUCCAGCUACGGGGUUCGUCGUGGUUGGAAUGAUAUCAAUGGACAGAUAUGGCUGGGGACGACACGUGUGGGAUGUGCCCGUCGACAGACUGACGGGAUCUCUUCAGAUGGGACUUGCCAGCCAAAUCUUGUUCGACCUAGCGACAACUUUCACAAAGCUAUCGAUGCUUGCCUUGAUAUAUCGCAUUGCGCACGAAGCUUCUCGGAAGUUCAGUCUUCUUGUCAUUGGAUUGGAGGCGUUCAUCGCUAUGAAUGGCAUAAUCUUCAUGCUCGUGGCGAUGUUGCAGUGUCGGCCACUAUCACAAUAUUGGACUCUGUCAGCAGAACCACAAAACUGCAUCAACGAGGCAGCUCACCUUCUGGUCGCAAGCAUUAUCAACACUGUCACCGACUUUGUGGUGGUGCUGCUUCCUCUGACACUGGUCCGCAUCGUCUACAAGAACAAGCUCUCUUCAAGACAAAUGCUCAUCGUCAACAUGUUGUUUGGCGCGGGAUUUCUCGCUUCCUUUGCAGGAGCAGCUCGCACGUAUUUCACCUGGGUCAUGACCACAGAAGCGGACGUCACAUGGAACGCCUGGAUGAAUUGGCUCAUGUCAUGUGUUGAGUUAUUUCUCGGGAUUAUCUGCACCAGUGUGCCGUCGACGAAGCCUUUUUUCAACCGCUACCUGCCAAGGCUACUAUCCUCAAAGUCGCACAAGUCACAACGCACAAGCUUACCGAUGGCCACCGACAAGGCUACGAAAGGAUCACAGAUGGGAAGCCAAUUGACCUUCGAGACUGAUCUGGAAGCCUCCGACACUAUUCCCAUGGAAUCCCCAGUGUCGACACCCACGCCUGGCAACGCAAAACGCCUCAGCGAAGGGACAUUGAACAAACCCUUACCAGUGGUUAUCAAGAAGAACUCGGUCUACACCAUCAAGAUUCAAUUGGAUGAAGCCAGUUUGAGCCCCGCGGACAGGAGAGAUCGAACGUUGAAUCAACAAGCAAUCAGCGCUCCGAGCAACGGAAUACACAACUUCAGCCGACCAAAAGUCCUCCAAACCCGACGUAAUUCGGAACCACACAGCCAACAUCGUCUCAGCCUGUACAGCACCGGAGACGUGAACGACGACAACAGUCGGUACAGCCAGGCAAUGGACGACGUUGACAGCAGCUACCGGCACAGCAUCGACGAUGCUGAGGCUAGCAUUCUCCAAAGCUCUUACGACCCGCAGACCUAUGUCGCGUCUACACGAAACCUCACCGUCCCGACGAAAGGCCAUACCAAGAAUCCCUCUGUCGGCACUUUUGGGGGCUAA
This is a messenger RNA of Colletotrichum karsti, 1500 nucleotides long. RefSeq lists its product as uncharacterized. The coding region runs from base 1 to 1500 and encodes 499 amino acids. The record is from RefSeq and is a predicted model, not a curated record. NCBI's taxonomy places the organism in Eukaryota, Fungi, Ascomycota, Sordariomycetes, Glomerellales, Glomerellaceae. The transcript has 2 exons.